Messenger RNA from Caenorhabditis bovis, 1692 nucleotides. NCBI's taxonomy places the organism in Eukaryota, Metazoa, Nematoda, Chromadorea, Rhabditida, Rhabditidae. The record is from the annotation of a GenBank genome assembly.
AUGGAUGGGGCUUCGAUUACUGCUGCCGCGCUAAAAUCUCAGGGCGUUGACUACAUGUUUGGAGUUGUGGGAUUCCCGAUUAUCGAAGUUGGAAUGGCAGCCCAAGCACACGGAAUAAAAUUUAUCGCCUGCCGAAAUGAGCAAUCCGCGGCAUAUGCCGCGCAGGCAAUGGGCUAUCUCACUGGAAGACCAGUGGCUCUUCUAGUCGUUUCUGGCCCGGGAAGUCUUCAUGCUAUCGGUGGUCUUGCCAACGCCACCGUCAAUUGCUGGCCAGUCAUUUGCAUUGGUGGAACUGCAGAUCUUGCUCUUGAGACUCGCGGAGCAUUCCAAGAAUGGGUUCAGCAGGAAUCGAUUCGAAGCUCCUGCAAACAUGUGAGUAGGCCAACAAGUCUGAACACGAUUCCUGCACAUAUUGAGAAGGCGGUUCGUCGUGCUAUGUACGGCCGUCCGGGCGCGGUUUACGUUGAUCUUCCAGGAAACCUAGUUCUCAAUUCGACUGAAGAAGAAGUUCAAUUUCCUCCGCAAGUUCCACUACCACCACCAGCUUCUGUUCCCUCACCAGCCCUCCUUCAAAACGCGAUCGACGUGUUGAAAUCGGCUGAAAAGCCGCUAGUAAUAAUUGGAAAAGGAUCAGCUUGGUCAACAACCGGCGUGAAAGGUGUACAAGAAUUCAUCGAGAAGUCGAAAUUUCCAUGGCUGGCGACUCCAGGAGGCAAAGGUGUCUGCUCUGAUCUUCAUCCACGAUUUAUUGGUCAAGCGCGUUCACUGGCACUCCGUGAAGCCGACACUAUCUUUCUGAUUGGAGCGCGUUUGAACUGGAUUCUCCACUUUGGACUUCCACCGAGAUUCCGAAAAGACGUGAAAGUGGUUCAAAUUGAUAUUUGUCCGGAGGAGUUCCAUCAAAACGUGAAAACCGAAGUGCCGCUGCUCGGAGACAUCGGAGAAACACUAUCCAUGUUAACACCGAAACUUGGCAAUUGGGAAUACAAUGAAAAUAGUGAAUGGUUCAACAAAUUAAGAGGAAACGCGGAGAAGAAUAGGAACGUGGUUGAGAAGUUGGCUGAAGAUCAUUCAACUCCUUUGAACUACUAUGCCGCCUAUCACCCGAUUCGCGAAUUCCUCGCCAAUAAUGAUGUGAUCGUGGUGAACGAGGGCGCCAAUACGAUGGAUAUCGGACGGACUAUGAUGCCUUCACGGUUGCCGAAGCGUCGUCUCGAUGCCGGAACAUUUGGAACAAUGGGUGUCGGAAUGGGAUAUGCACUUGCUGCUGCGCAAUGGGCACGCGAUCAUUCACCAACCACCAAGGUUCUUGUUGUUCAAGGUGACAGUGCCUUCGGAUUCUCGGCCAUGGAGCUGGAAACGAUUGCCCGCUACAAGUUGCCAGUUGUCACCGUGAUCAUUAACAAUAGCGGAAUUUAUCGCGGAUUAGUACCCGAAGAGGAUAAAGCGAUCAACGGUGACAGAACUCUUGACCUCUCGGUACUCUCCCUCACUGCUGAAUGUAGAUAUGAGAAAAUGUGCGAAGCGUUUGGAGGCCAGGGAUACUUUGUAAGAAGCGUUCCAGAAAUCAAGAAAGCCCUUGAGCAAGCUUUUCAAAAAACCGACGGCCCAUCUGUGAUCAAUGUGAUGAUUUCAACGGAUUCGGAGAGAAAAGAGCAAAAGGAUCAUUGGUUGACAAGAUCGAAACACUAA